GUCAGGAGAGUGUGGCAGGGUGCCACCUGGACGACGUGCAUGAAAACCACGCCUGUCCCAAACUCUUCGCCCACUGCUAAAUCCAUCGACCUUAUUCUCCAAGCUUUCUGGAAGGACGAAGUCAGGGUGGACGAUAACAUAAUGGCAAGCCAAAUUAUCCAUAAAAAAACGUUAUACGUCCUGAGUAGUUGUAGGCUAGGUUCUGUAUUUAUUUAUAGUCAUUAAAAUAUUAGCUACACGUGUGCUCGAGACAUGUAGGUUGGCUAACAUAUCUCAGGAAUUGAACUUGCUUGUGAUGAUGCUCGUGGAUCAUGACUGUUCUGGGACUGAUGUUCGGUUGGUUCGUCAGCUCAACAAGGGUAUGAGGAUUCAACCAGGGAUAUGCAGCGGAGGGACCGAGCAGCAACGGGGAUGUAAAACUGGAGACGUCAAUGAAAAUAUUGUUUGCCUGCAAUCUCAGGAUGAAACGGGACGGGUGUGUCCUGGAAGCCCAGCACUGGCGACAGACACGCGGGUAUCUUCCUGUUCCACAGCAGACCGUGAACCAAGCAGUGGCAGUUACAACGUCUCCACUGGAACGGGAACCUUUUACAGCUGCGUCAGUCAGAUCACCAUCGGGUUUGAUCUCGGGGGCCAAGUGGCCAUUGGUAUCUCUCAUUGGAAGAGUCCAUUCCCUCCCAGAGGUCACCCCCUGUGUGACAGUCCUGACGGGGUUCGCUCCGAGGCCUCCGCUGCCGCAGCCCCGCAACUCCCUGAGCACCAAGAGCCAGUGUCCUGUCCUGCCUCCCUGUCAAUCAACCCUAUAUCAUCCCUCUGCAGCGCCAGCCAGGAGACCAUCAGCGACAGCAGCACAAGUGUGAGUUUCUCUCUACAUGGGGCUGAGCUCCAAUGGCAGAGCCCCCACAGACGCAGAGUUCUGCGGCCCCCGGCCCCUGGGGUUGAGGCUGCGGAUUUCUCCUUCCCCCCCAACAGGUCGCCAGUCAGAAUGGAGGAGUCCUUGGCUGGGGCUCCGGAUUCCCCCAGCACACAGGACAACAUGCCACCCCAUGUUUUGAAGGAUGUGAAGUUGUUAAUGGAGAGUUUGGAGGGGCUGAGCACUCCGUCCAAAGAUGGCGACUCGACCUUGCUCGACCCCGGGACCAGUAGCAUCCUGGACGACAACACCAGGACUGACCCGGCACCAGAGGUAGGGAGAAGUAGGUCCAGUGGCUUGUGCUUCAGCGAUGGCAAGUGCCACAUCGACUACAUCCUGGUUUACAGGAAGUCUGGUCCGCAGUCGGAGAAGAGGGAAAUAUUUGAGCGCAACAUCCGGGCCGAGGGCUUGCAGAUGGAGAAAGAGUUGUCUGUGUGCAACAGUGAUGUGAUCUUCCUGAAGCUGCAUGCUCCCUGGGAGGUGCUGUGUCGCUACGCAGAGCUUAUGAACAUUCGGAUGCCGUUCAGGAGGAAAAUCUACUACAUGCAUCGACGGUACAAGUUCAUGAGUAGGAUGGAGAAGAGAAUCAACAGAUUUCGAGGAUGGCUGCCUCGCAAACCCAUGAAGUUUGACAACAACACCCUCCCUGACCUGGAGGAGAACGAGAGCUUUACCGCCCCCUUCAGUCGCUCCAGAAUACAUCAUUUCACCAUUCACAACAAAGACACAUUCUUCAACAACGCUACCAGGAGUCGCAUCGUCCAUCAUAUCUUGCAAAGGGUCAAAUAUGAGGAGGGCAAAGACAAAAUGGGGCUGAAUCGUCUUUUGAGCAAUAGUUCAUACGAGGCAGCUUUUCCCCUUCAUGAGGGGAGCUACAGAAGUAAGAACUCCAUCCGGACGCAUGGAGCAGAGAACCACAGACACUUGCUGUAUGAAUGCUGGGCCUGGUGGGGUGUGUGGUACAAGUACCAGCCACUGGACCUCAUAAGGCGGUACUUCGGGGAGAAAAUUGGUCUCUAUUUUGCCUGGCUGGGUUGGUACACUGGGAUGCUGUUCCCUGCGGCGCUGGUUGGGCUCAUGGUCUUCCUCUACGGCUGGUUCACCCUAGACCACUGCCAGGUCAGUAAAGAAAUCUGCCAGGCCACUGACAUCAUCAUGUGCCCCAUAUGUGACGAGUACUGCCCCUACCUGAGACUCUCAGACAGCUGCAUCUAUGCCAAGGUCACCCAUCUUUUUGACAACGGAGCAACAGUUUUCUUUGCUGUAUUCAUGGCUGUGUGGGCAACCGUGUUUCUCGAGUUCUGGAAGAGGCGGCGAGCAGUCCUUGCAUAUGACUGGGACCUAAUUGACUGGGAGGAAGAGGAGGAGGAAAUCCGUCCCCAGUUUGAGGCCAAAUAUUCCAAAAAGGAGAGGAUGAACCCCAUAUCUGGAAAGCCUGAGCCGUACCAGGCCUUUACAGACAAGUACAGCCGACUCAUCGUCUCAGCUUCUGGAAUUUUCUUUAUGAUACUGGUGGUGAUCGCUGCCGUCUUCGGCAUCGUGAUUUACCGCGUGAUCACAGUCAGCACUUUUGCCGCCUUCGGCUGGGCUCUCAUCAGGAAUAACUCUCAGGUGGCCACCACCGGCACAGCCGUGUGCAUCAACUUCUGCAUCAUCAUGCUCCUCAAUGUGUUGUAUGAAAAAGUUGCCCUUCUGCUCACCAAUUUAGAGCAGCCAAGGACUGAGUCAGAGUGGGAGAACAGCUUCACCCUGAAGAUGUUCCUGUUUCAGUUUGUCAAUCUCAACAGCUCUACCUUCUACAUAGCUUUUUUCCUGGGCAGGUUCACUGGUCGGCCAGGAGCCUAUAUCCGCCUCAUUAACCGCUGGAAACUGGAAGAGUGCCAUCCUAGUGGUUGUUUGAUAGAUCUCUGCAUGCAGAUGGGUAUCAUCAUGGUGCUCAAGCAGACCUGGAACAACUUCAUGGAGCUGGGCUACCCGCUGAUCCAGAACUGGUGGACGCGGCGAAGGCUGAGGCAGGAGCACGGCCCCAACGCCAAGGCCAGCUUCCCGCAGUGGGAGAGGGACUACAACCUGCAGCCCAUGAAUGCCUACGGACUGUUUGACGAAUACCUGGAGAUGAUCUUACAGUUUGGCUUCACCACCAUAUUUGUGGCAGCUUUCCCCCUGGCCCCGCUCCUGGCCCUCCUCAACAACAUCAUCGAGAUCCGCUUGGACGCCUACAAGUUUGUCACCCAGUGGCGGAGACCCCUGCCCUCUCAAGCCAAAGACAUAGGGAUCUGGUACGGCAUCCUGGAGGGCAUCGGUAUCUUGUCCGUCAUCACCAACGCCUUUGUCAUCGCCGUCACCUCCGACUUCAUCCCACGCCUUGUCUACGCAUACAAGUACGGCCCGUGUGCCGGGCAGGGCCGGGCCGGGGAGAGGUGCAUGAUGGGAUAUGUGAACGCCAGUCUAUCGAUGUUCAGAGUGUCUGAUUUUGAGAACACGUCGGUGCCCAGGACAGAUGGAUCGGAUAUGUUUGGAGAAGCAGUGAAGUACUGCAGGUACCGUGACUACAGAGUGCCCCCAGACUCGCCCGGUGAGCCAUACUCCUACACGCUGCAGUUCUGGCAUGUCCUGGCCGCACGACUGGCCUUCAUCAUAGUCUUCGAGCACAUGGUUUUCACCAUCAAGAACCUGAUCGCCUACCUGAUCCCAGACCUGCCCAAGGACCUGCGGGACCGCAUGCGGCGGGAGAAAUACCUGAUCCAGGAGAUGAUGUACGAGGCCGAGCUAGAAAGACUGCAGAAGGAGAAGAACGAGAAGAAGAAGAAUUACAGGGCCCAUCAUAACGCAUUGCUCUGAAUGCACAAACAGGUCAUACUGGUGUCCAUUUUUGCUCGGUGGUGUUGUGUGUGGGAAUGACAGAGAACUGGCUGCAUGCACGCCAGGGACUGUCCUGCCUGUCUGCGUCUCUCACUGGACCAGGUGAGCGCCCCCAAGAGGACCAUCCAACAAACCUGCAUUCAGCAUGCUCCUCGCCAUGGUGUUCAAACGUACUGUACGUCAUUCUGAAACCGAGAAGCCAGUGGGUGAGGGGGAAAAAAGAGGACAUACAUUGGAACAUUUGACAAUGGGUUUACUAAUUUUUUCCAGAUUGCUCCUUCCACUUUGGACUCACAACUGUACAUUUCUUGAAAACCUGAAUGUAGAUUUCAAAGAAACACAAAAAAACUAACUUUUGCAGUUCUAUUGUCACAACUUAAAAAAAGAUUCUGUCAUCCGUGCGGUUGAAUGACAAACCCUGUUUACAAUCCUAGCCUUUUUAUUUUCAGGACAAACUCAUGAGGAAUCAUGAUCAAUUGCUUUUACAAGGCUGUAAACCUUCGGCCAUGUUCUCUGCUUACGUUGUGUGCUGCUUACAAUGUUAUUUUGAAAUGUUCCAUCAGAUCUGUGUUAGUGGACGCAGACUGCUCAAACAUCCAAUGCCUUCCUUUACAAUGGAUACUAAUUACAAGAGUAAUAAAAAUUCAUAUUUGUUACAAA
This is a messenger RNA of Salmo salar (Atlantic salmon), 4435 nucleotides long. The record is from RefSeq and is a predicted model, not a curated record. Lineage: Eukaryota; Metazoa; Chordata; Actinopteri; Salmoniformes; Salmonidae.